UUACCGAGGAUCUUGCAAAUCUCGAGUGAGCUUAUAGAAUCAUGGCAGCGUCCAGCGAUGAUGCCCAGGCUGCUCAACUUCUGGCAAAAUUUAUGGAAUCUGAUGCCGAACAAAACUUGCAGGAGUCUCUUACGAGUGAACAGUCCACCGAUUCUUUCAAGCCGAAUCCUGCUCCUGCUCCUUGUUAUCAUACUAACGGGCUGCCCUUAUUGGAAUCCGAAGGUCAGGGUCCCAGCGAACGUGGUGAAUGUGAGCUCCAGGAAGGUUCCCAAAAAGAGAACGUAAAAUCAUCGGACGGCUGGCUUUUGGGAUCCAAGGUUGUGACAAAGGGAACAAAUAUCAUUGCGUCUCCCUUGCAACUCACAAAGACAAAGGGCCUCGCCGUCCAAAAAGACUCGCAUCAUCAACUUCAGAGCGAUCAAGAAAAGAAAGCUUUCAAAUCACCUCUCCCUUCCACUCGACAUCGCGCACCGUCUCAAGACUCCUUCAUCGGUCGAGAAUCCGACCCCGCAGCAGCCUACAUUUCCAGAUCCAAACAUUUUCAAAUGCCACUAUCACAACUCAAUAGCUCAACAGAGGGCUCUCAAGACAAUAUUGGGACCAUACUCGUCGAAGCAACUCCCGAUCCUGGCGAUGACUCUCCUGACCAGGAGCAUGAGGAAGGCGAAGAGAUGUUUUAUGCUCAGCCUCGAGACGUCUUUGAGGUCGAAGACGUCGAGGUUGCAGAGGCUAGUCAGGCUUCCUCUCAUUCGGACGCACUCGCGUUUUGGACAACAGAGGCCACUAGAGGAAUUGAUUAUGAGGACGUGGCAACUCAGCCCGCAACUCAGCCCGCAACUCAGCCCACAACUCAGCCAGAAACACAAGUAACUCAGCCAGCGGAUAGUUCUCAGGCCAGGGUCGACGCUGAAUGGGAUAGUUUGGCAAAACGUGCUGGCGUGAAAUUGGAUGUUCCUCGAGGGAAGCGAGGUCGGUAUAUCGAUGAGCUUAGGAAAAAAGUUGGCCAACAGGACAACAACGAAUCGGAGCUUGUCGCCACGCAGGAAGCAACACAGGUUGAAUCUCAACUGGACGAUGAAACCGAUUGUCCUCCACGUCGACAGCUUCCUGCACCAAGGCCUAUCCCUGAGAUGGAUGUACCUCCUGUCGUUGAUAGCUCGGAGCCGACUCAAGUCGUGGCAGACAAACCCAUUCAAUGGAACAGGCGUCGACAGCUUCCAGCUCCGAAGCGCACCGCCAUCUCCGCGGUUUCGGAAGUUGUUGAUGAUCCCAUGGUUGUGCCAGACUCUGAGCCACUGAACAAUUCUACCACCACCACCUCUGCCACCGCUCCUACAGCUCAUUUGAUCAUCGCCUCUUCUGUUCCCGACCACCGGCAGGACAAGGCUACGGACAUUAUAUUGGAUUCUGAAGCUGGUCUUUUGACGCCGCUGGAUCCUUUGACCACCGACGAUGAGGAAGAGGACAUCCCUCUCGCUAAGAGUGGCGGUGGUGGCAAGCAUAAGACGAAGAAGGAAACAUCUACUCAAAAAAUGCCGCCUCCCCCUACAAGCGUAACACAGGCCAGAGGUAGAGCGAAAGGGAAAGGGAAGGAAACGGCUGCAGACACGCCUACCCCUGAGGCGACGAAAGCUCGGCGCUCAACUACAGGGAGAAAAGCAACAGUAUCGCGCGGAAAGGAGGGCGAGGUUGUCCCAUCGUCGAUUCCAACUGAAACACCUCAGCCGAAAAAAGCAACACGUUCCAAGGCUUCUCAAAAAUCAUCCAUGAAACGUCGGGCAGCAGGCUCUUCCGCUAAGCGACGUCGCACUAAGUACGCAGACGAGUCAACAGUCGAGGAGAAUUCUGCCAAGGAGGAGGAUGUCAUGACUGAGCAUGGGUUUGAAGAGGAUCAUACCGAUACUUCCUCACUUAAACGCAAACGACCCACCAGAGGAACCCAUGAUACUGUAGCAUCUGGCUCUGGUGUCAAGCCUUCUCAGACCUCUCGUGGCCGAAACUCCAAGUCAGUCCAAGCUGAUGUCCAAGUCUUUGCGUUGUCAAAAGCAGAUGGUCAUUUUUUUGCCGGGCGGUUGCAACACCGAGACUCCUAUGGAAACUGUUUUGUUGAGUUCAUGGAUAAAUCAACAGCACUUCUCCAACUGGAUCAGAUCCGGAGGUUGGACCUCCGCUUAGGCGAUGAAGUUCUUUGGGAGGAGGAAAUUGUUGGAUGGUCUGUCACGGGUCUGCACCUGGAUUCCAAGGGCCAGCUUCAAAUUACAACGGAGCUUUACGGUACGAGAACGACCCAUGGACUUGACGAUAUCAGGAUAACCACCUGUUCUAUCAUGUCACACUGGGAGGAUCGCAAGUUCAAUCCUACCUCAGCAAUGAUACUAUCUCUACCUAUCCGAGAUGAUGGCUCAGUGAAACCCAGUACGUCGGUGGUGAGAUUCACCGCAGAGAAACCAAGGCCGACCCAUUUCCUUCGAGAGUUCGCGAUCAUCGGCACUCACAUCAACGAGCAGGUGCUGCGAGAUCUUUCUACCACUGGUGCUCUCAACACUUCACAAUGGACGGAUAUAAUCUCAUUCGGAGAACAUCAUGAAGGACGACGAUGGAGGCUACUCAAGGAAGAAUGUGGCAAGGCUGAGUCACGCAACCUUGAAGGCAUUACUCGAAUCUUUAUGGUCGCCAAUGCUCCUUACGCCACGCCCAAGUAUUUGAUGGCGUUGGCGUUGGGAGUACCGUGUGUGUCAUUGAGUUGGUUAACGGAUAUGGCGAUCGAGGGAUCUAUCAAGGACUGGUCUCAAUACCUACUACCUCAAGGUUAUUCUGAGCAUCUCGGUCUUCGAACCUCGCAACUCGUCGACAUGGACUGGGGAAACAGUGCUGAUCACAUGGUCAGGAUCAUGGAUAAUCCCGCUCCUGCAAAGCUAUUCAAGGACCUCAACAUCCUCUGCGUCACUGAGGACGAGGAUUACAUCAUGAAUUCGACAGCGACGCUGCUUCCUGCGAUUAUCUUAGCCAUGGGCGCAGAGCUCGUGGAAGUCGUGGACAACGUUGACAACAGAAGCCAGCUCAUAUGCACGGCGAACAAAUCUUUAUUCGUUACUCCCGAGAAGGUCGAGAGGUUGAAGAAUGAGGAAAAGAAUAUACAACCGCUGGAGUUCCACUUUGUUGUAUAUCUGAAGCGCAGUUUAGGCGAGGCUCCAACUUUUCAAGGUAUCAAAGCCCGAACGUGGGGCUGGGUCAAGGAGAGUCUCAUCGCGAGCAGGUUGCUACCAGACUCCUUGGAUAUGACACCUGAUGCGAUGGAAUUGGAACUUUGA
Marasmius oreades (fairy-ring Marasmius) is the source of this 3311-nucleotide messenger RNA. RefSeq lists its product as uncharacterized. NCBI's taxonomy places the organism in Eukaryota, Fungi, Basidiomycota, Agaricomycetes, Agaricales, Marasmiaceae. The record is from RefSeq and is a predicted model, not a curated record. Bases 42 to 3311 code for a protein of 1089 amino acids. Gene Ontology annotation, molecular function: histone binding. The transcript has 5 exons. Gene Ontology annotation, biological process: DNA damage checkpoint signaling; positive regulation of transcription by RNA polymerase II. Gene Ontology annotation, cellular component: nucleus.